AUGUCGAAGCUCGACCCCGCAGACGAGCAGCUUGUCAAGUUGGCGCUGGGACAUCCUUUUGAACCUGCCGAUGUCCCCAUACAGCCUGCAGUUCCACCUCCAGUAGGCUCCAAUGAAAUUCCCGCCCCAACAGCGAAUGCACCUACCGAACCUGUGACGUCAGCGGAACCUGCCGAAGAAGAUCCUUGGAAAGCAGAGUUCGAAGCUCAAGUUGAGGAAUGGCGAGCCAAAUCUGCGGAAGAUCGUGAAAAGGCGGAACACGAGAGGGCUAAGUGGGAAGCAAUCAGGAAACAGGAGGAGGAAGAGAGGCUAGCUCUUGGCCAGGAGCCGGAGAUGUGGGAAAACCUCGGGUCGCACAUCACGACUUCCAUCGCUGCCGCCAGCGAAGUCCUGGCAGGUUCGACUCCUUCCCUUGUGAGCAUUCCUUCCCGUACGGAGGGUGCAGAGAAGGUGGUGAGCGAGAAACCGGAAUCGACUCCAAAUUUAACACCUCCAUCUACUGGUCCUCCGUCAUAUCAACAGUCCUACCCGUCUCUUUCGCUCUCUGCCCCAUCCGGUUCACAAUCUUCGUCACACCGUCAUGAUUCUUUCCCCGCGGAGUACCCCCCUUCACCACCUCGAAGGACGACGGAAGCUAAAGCCGCUAACCCACCCCCAUCUACCCUUCCCUCCAUCUUAGACGGCACAAUUAAACGACGGACUCGACUAUCCCUCAUACUGUCCUCCCUUGCUAUCAAUUUACUACUUCCAUUCAUAAAUGGUGUCAUGCUUGGGUUCGGUGAAAUAUUUGCCAAGAAUGUUUUGGUUGGUUGGUUUGGGUGGAAAUUGCGGAGCGGGCGUACUGCUGCUGGCGUCGGUCUCCGACCGUGA
Molecule: messenger RNA, 870 nt
Organism: Pisolithus orientalis
Lineage: Eukaryota; Fungi; Basidiomycota; Agaricomycetes; Boletales; Pisolithaceae
Exons: 2
Coding region: 1-870 (289 amino acids)
Biological process (GO): protein insertion into mitochondrial outer membrane; mitochondrial outer membrane translocase complex assembly
Cellular component (GO): mitochondrial outer membrane
Source: RefSeq, a predicted model, not a curated record